GGCCAGCGCUCCCCAUAAAGAACAACGUGUUUCAGGAAGAAGUUGGCGCCUGAAGCCUCGUAUUCGGUUAGCUAGUACGCUAACCGAAACUAUGAAAGAUAUUCCGUUAUAUUAAAUUUUCUUCCCAGCGUUGUUAAAGCGUUUCAAAAUGAACGACAUGGAAUUCAGCGUCCCCCUGUCUUCUUUGGCUCUCCUGGUCCCUCCACUACGACUGAUGUCUGCAGUGAUGUGGGAAGUGGUGCGCCAGAGGAACAUAAAGCACUAUGGGAAACUGGAGGAGUUUGUGUCCAUGGUAACGGAUGCAGUUCCUGAACUGAUGAGUAAAAGAGAAGGGAGACUGCUCUCUCUAGGCCUGAGGGCAAGGACAACUCUGGAACUGUUGCGUUCUGAACAUCCUGAAGAUCUCAAGGCUGUUGAGACCCACCUGAACCGAAUCCGAUCUUCUUGCAUCGAGGAGACAAAUGAUCCAGUAAUUGAAGCACCAGAGGCAAACUUUAUGAAGCUGGUUCAAGGCCUCAUUGAAGACACUGAUGGCAGAGAACACUUUCUCAAGAAUGUGUUCCCUGUGGAGUAUGGCCCUGACUUUGACACUGCACUUGAGACUCUAGUUUGUGAAUUCUUCACAAGACUAGAGGAGCUGCUGCCAAUUCCAGACUUUAAACAGACUGCAUCCUGGAUCAGUGCUGCCCCCUCUGUCCUAGAGGAGUAUAUGCAGUGUGUCUCAAAUGGAGAUGACCUCAAAUUCCUUCUCCAGAGCAAACAGUGCCACGGGAAAUUGGCAAAGAGCAGCAUUGCCCCAUUUCAGUCAGAUGAUCUUCUGAUUCCCUCUCUGUCUCUCCCUCCAUCUCUGGAAGUGGCCAUCGCUUCCCACCCAAGUGCUUGUGAUGAUGAAAAUAACGACGUCCCUCAAAUUGUCAUGUUCGAUGAAGAACUGUCCACGAACCCUUCCACUUCAACAGACUUCCCUGAAUCGCCCAAAAGGACUGACAUCACCUCAUCUCCUCGCAGGAGGCUCCAGUCAGGAAUCCAUAAAUGCCCAGAGUGUGAUAAAUGUUUUAAGCAUCACUCUGUCCUCAUCGAACACCAGAGAGUCCACAGUGGGCUGCAGCCCUACAACUGCUCAGAGUGUGGGAGGGCUUUCAGAACAGCCACUCUGCUGGCAGGUCACAGGCUGCGGAAAUGCAAAAAUGCUGCAUAUCUGUGUAUUAAAUGUGGGAACAGUUUUCCAACCUCACUGGACAAAUUCAGACACCACUGCCCAAAACGAGGGCGCAACUAUGACUGUGGGCACUGCGGAAAGAGGUUUCCAAAGUCUAGCAGCCUGAAGGAACACCUGUUAACUCAUGUUCAAAGCCGCCUUUUCAAAUGUAGCCAUUGCGGAGUCGGUUUCUCAGGAAUUGGUGACCUGAAGUAUCAUCAGCAAGUCGAUCAUGAUAAACCUUAUCAGUGUAAGCAAUGUGGAAAGAGCUUCAUCUCCUCAAAGAGUCUGACCAAACAUCAACAACGGCAUGAAGAGGUUGGCGAAAUGGAAGCCGCAAAAUUAAUGAUUGGAGGUAAACAUAGAAAAGGUGGUUCAGGUCAUCGGACUUCCUCUUUAUCUCUGUCGUCCAGGAAAACGGGCAUCAAAGGUGUGUACCCACGAGGAAGAGUCACCCACAACUGUCCGCUGUGUGGAAGGAGCUUCAAGUAUCGUUUUGAGUUUCUCGAACACCAGCGAUUCCACACGGCAGUGAAGCCUUACAAAUGCUCUCAGUGUGGUAAAGCCUUCCGCACAGAGGCACACCUGUCAGGACACAGGAAGAGAAAGUGUAAAAACGCUGCCCACAUUUGCACCAAGUGCGGCUGUCAGUUCAGAUCUUUGCACGAGCGCGUCAGACACCAGUGUGUGCAGCUGCUGACAAAAUACGAGUGUUCUCAUUGCGGAAAGACCUUCAAGAUGGCUCAUCUGCUGAGGAACCAUCAGCUGAGCGAACAUCAGCUUCCAUACAGCCCUAACCAUCGCUUCAGGUGCAGAUACUGUGACGAGACCUUCCCCGGCAUCAGCGAGCUCAAGUACCAUCAGAGGGUUGACCACGAGAAACCCUACCAGUGUCAGGAAUGUGGCAAGUGUUUCCUGUCUGAAAAAUGUCUGGCCAAUCACGAGCUGCGGCACAAUGAUGACAGACCAGAGAGCUGCAUGGUCUGUGGCCGCGGCUUCAGAAACCGAUACGAUCUGAAGCAGCACAUGCGCACUCACACAGGAGAGCGACCUUACCAGUGCACUCACUGCUCACAGUGCUUCUCCACAGCAGGAGGACUCAGGAGUCACACCAGGGUUCACACAGGAGAGAAGCCACAUGUUUGCCCAGACUGCGGGAAGGCUUUCUCCCAGAUGGGUGCAAUGCGAACCCACAGGCUCACCCAUACAGGAGAACGGCCGUUCAAGUGCACAGUGUGCGGUAAAGGGUUUACAAUGGCACACAAAGUGACAGUUCACAUGCGUGUGCAUACAGGAGAGCGGCCGUACGUGUGCUCUCAGUGUGGGAAAGCCUUCUCAGAUGGAAGUGUGUUGAAGCAGCACAUGCUGAACCACUCAGGGGUGAGACCAUACCACUGCCAGAUCUGUCCCAAGACCUACACCUGUCUGAACCACCUGAGGAGACACCUAAAGAGCCACACGAACAUGAACUGAGUCAGACAUGAAGGCAAACAGGAGCAGAAGCUAAUAACAUUUUAGACCUAGACUGAAACACUUCAUUGGCUACUAAAAUUUCAGAGGACCAACUAAACUUAGCAAUACAGAAUAUAGCGUGAAGGUCUAUGUUUACUGUUGAGACUGAGGUGAUCAGAUGAAUUUGCUCUUCGUUGUGAAGUAAAUGUAACAAUAACCUCCAUUUAUCAAGGACUGUGACAACCAGCACAAACAAAUGGUUCUUCUCCCUCAUUCCUCACCACUCUUUGAGUGUUUUUUUUUUUUCUUGUACAUCAGUUUCUUAUGCAUGAACUCACUGGAUGUUAUGGUGGACAUUAUUUUACAGAGCUCCAUAUGGUUCACAGAGGAGAAUAUUUAUCUAAAGUACCUUUGCAGUCUCUCGUAGUAGAUUUUGCUUUAUCUUUGAAUAUGUCCUUGGAUCUAUAUAGAAAGGCUGAGCUGUAUUGUAAUACAUCAAAGAGGUGCAGGUUGGGACCUCUGCAGGAGUCAGUGCCACCUAAGCUGUGACUGCUCAAGCACAAGUCUCUGCUGUUGCGGCUGUGAAGAUAACCAGGGGAGCACAGCACUUUUACCGACUGCUGUAAUGGCUGAUUAAAACCGACUAGCUGGGAUUACGACUGUAACCGUGGGUGUACUUGGGUUGUUAAGACACAGGGUGUGACACAGUAGUUUAUAAUGGGUGUAGUAUCAACUCCAUGCAGCAGUUCUGUGUGUGGUCAGGGUUGCAUUGAAGCUAUAGUAUCAGUAACGCACCUGACAAAAGCACAGCAGGUUCAAAUCCUGUGUGCCUGAACAAGAAUUUAUUGGCUGAUAUUAGAGACUCUUUGCCUUGUCAACAUGCCCAUAUGGUGCUUUUUAAAAAUAUAUAUAUAUGCGAGGACCACGUUGUGAGCAUUUCCUUAUUGAAACUGCAGACGAAAGUCUCAAAAGGACAGAUUCAGACAUCACAACUUGCAUAUGUAACAUACUGAAAGAACCAACCCUGUCAGCUUGUAGAGCAGAGCUUUUAGUAUCUGGUUCCACUAUUUAAGGUGGAAUUACAUUAAUUUUGCAUGUUGCCAUUGUGUACCGUAGAGUUUGAGCUGCAGCGAGUGAGACACGGACUUCAUAGAUCCAUGUAUUCUAGGCCAUUUUAAGGCAGUUAGGGGUUAUUUUAGUGUAAAAAAAACAACUUCUGAGCGUGUAACUUUAACAGUUUUUUGACAUUAAUUUACAGACAGGAGAGGGGCUAGCUAGACUGUAGUUGUCCAAACAGUAACCAUAUCCAGCAGUAACUGUUGUCACUGUCAGCCUCUGGAUACUGUCACAGCUCAGCCUUUUGAAAGCGGUAAUAAACAAUAAGUGCAUCAUGUGAACUGUCACAUUGUCUCUCUUUUCUGUAGUAUCUGGAAAUCCUCUCCCUAAACUGGUAGCUUAAUCUAACUAGUCUGGACCAAAGCUCUAACUCUUCAUGGAGACUGAGUGAAUGCAAAUGUAGUCGAGAAGUUUUUCCUCUGUGACCCAUAGCGACCUCUGUAUCAUUUAAAAGACAUACUGUAUGUUCAGAAGUUGUAAUAUUGGUGAGAAUAUAUUUUUUUGGAAAGCAACAGAAGUGAAGUCUGUAAAUACGCUGGAGGACGAAUAUUGUGAGAAGUUAAAAGGCUUGAUGCUGUUUAUUUCAACACGAUACUUACUUUAUUCCUUUAGGCCUUUUCUAUCCCUACCGUGGUUUGCAAGGUUUGAGUUUCAAAUUAAAUCGCCUUGGUUUCUCUUC
This is a messenger RNA of Amphiprion ocellaris (clown anemonefish), 4445 nucleotides long. RefSeq names its product zinc finger protein 420-like. The transcript is spliced from 7 exons. The record is from RefSeq and is a predicted model, not a curated record. Gene Ontology annotation, molecular function: RNA polymerase II cis-regulatory region sequence-specific DNA binding; DNA-binding transcription factor activity. Gene Ontology annotation, biological process: regulation of transcription by RNA polymerase II. Bases 149 to 2671 code for a protein of 840 amino acids. NCBI's taxonomy places the organism in Eukaryota, Metazoa, Chordata, Actinopteri, Pomacentridae.